Chanos chanos (milkfish) is the source of this 1476-nucleotide messenger RNA. It is a transcript of the gene ptgis, whose product is annotated as prostaglandin I2 (prostacyclin) synthase. NCBI's taxonomy places the organism in Eukaryota, Metazoa, Chordata, Actinopteri, Gonorynchiformes, Chanidae. The transcript has 10 exons. The record is from RefSeq and is a predicted model, not a curated record. The coding region runs from base 1 to 1476 and encodes 491 amino acids. Gene Ontology annotation, molecular function: iron ion binding; monooxygenase activity; prostaglandin-I synthase activity. Gene Ontology annotation, biological process: prostaglandin biosynthetic process.
AUGAUACCGAUUAUACUCAUCUCGCUUCUUGGACUUCUCCCUGUCGUUUGGUUAUUUUCAAAGCGUACAAGGUUAGAGAACGAGCCACCUUUGGACAAAGGUUACAUACCCUGGCUUGGUCAUGCACUGGAGUUCGGAAGAGAUGCGGCAAAGUUCUUAACAAGAAUGAAACAGAAACAUGGUGAUAUUUUUACAGUCCGAGUCGCCGGACGUUACGUCACAGUUCUCCUCGACCCAAACUCGUAUGACGCCGUCCUGUCAGACACGACCACGCUGGACCGGACACGCAUCUCUCAGAUGCUUCUGCAGAGGAUCUUUGACGUGCGCUUGCCCAGUUACGAAGCUGAGGCUCAGAGGCGGUGUAUGGAGAGGUACUUCCAAGGGCCUAGUCUUUCACAGCUGUGUAGUUCAAUGUACCACAAUCUUCAAUUUCUGUUAGCAACAGACACGACCCCAGGCUCAGUGGAGUGGAAACAGAGUGGCCUCUUCAACUUCUGCUACAGUAUGCUUUUCAGGGCUGGUUACCUGUCGAUGUUCGGAACAGAGAACAACAACAAGGCUGAGCUCUCUGCCGUGUACGAGGAGUUCCGCAAGUUUGACAGGCUUCUGGGCAAACUGGCACGCUCAACUCUGACUAAAGAGGAGAAGAAGGUGGCUGUUUCGGCCCGGGAGCGUCUGUGGGGUCUCCUGUCCUCGGCUUUGCAGAGUGAAGCACCUGAAUUUCAGUCCUGGAGGAAAAGAUACCUGCAUCUGUUGGAGCAGAGCGGAGCAGGCCCAGAGACUCAGACACGAGCCAUGCUUAUGCAGCUCUGGCUCACACAGGGCAACGCUGGACCUGCUUCUUUCUGGCUGCUGGCUUUCUUACUCACCCACCCUGAGGCGAUGAAAGCAGUUAGAGAGGAACUCAGAGAGCUACAGCGCCCUCCAGUGGACGCAGCACAGAAGCACACUCCUGUUUUCGACAGUGUACUGAAGGAGACAUUACGCAUGACCUCUGCUGCCUUCGUCACCAGAGAGGUCCUCCAGAAUAAGACGUUACGUCUGAGCGGCGGGAGGGAGGUUCUCCUCAGACAAGGAGACCGUUUGUGCCUCUUCCCUUUCCUCAGCCCUCAAAUGGACCCUCAGAUCCAUCCGGAGCCAGAGAAAUUCAAGUUUGACCGCUUCUUAACCACGGACGGAAAAGAAAAGACAGAGUUCUACAAAGACGGUCGGAGGAUGAAAUAUUACAGCAUGCCCUGGGGGGCUGGAGCCAACGCCUGUGUGGGGCGUCAUUUUGCCGUCACUGCUAUAAAACAGUUUGUAUUUAUGGUCCUAACCCAUUUGGACCUGGAGCUGAGUGAUCCGAAUGCUACCAUUCCACCGGUCAACCCCAGCCGAUAUGGGUUUGGGGUGAUACAACCAGACAGAGACCUGGAGGUCCAGUAUAGACUCAGAAAACUGCCUCGGAACUGGUCAAGUCCUGCCUACACUUUGUAG